AUGUCCAGCCACGACGUCGUUAGUUUGGGGGCAACCAAGGAACAUCCCUUCGCCGCCCCCAACUCUUCUCCACCUCGUCUGACACCGACGAUCUCACGAAGCAUCGAACAACGCACCACUACCCCAUACAGCCCGGCUGCUAUAGAGCAUGUAGCUAGUCCCGACAGAAUGCUCGUCGCCGUUCUCCCCGCAUCACCCAAAUCCGCCCAGGAGACCAUCCGGGCUCUCCUGGAAGCAGACCAGUUGACUGCCCCAGUCCACGUGCGCGCCAUCUACCGUGACGUCGCCAAAGCCCCCGCUGAGUUCGUUUCGCAUGGUAGCUUCCACGCGGUCGCAGGUGAUCUCAGUAAUGCAGCCAGCCUGGACCUUGGGAACGCUGACACCGUCUUUGCCAUCACACCGCCGCGUUAUGAUGGCUCCGAUAUGAUGCAGUGGGCCCGCCAGGCCUCGGAAAAUACCCGCAUAGCGAUCCAGAAGGCUGGGACGGUCAAACGCCUGGUGCUCCUCUCCAGCAUGGGCGCCGAACAGCCAGAGGGAACAGGAGAAAUCAUGACGAACCACAUUGCGGAAGAGAUUCUUAAGGAUGUGGUACCCGAGGUCGUCUUCAUGCGAUGCGCCUACUUUAUGGAGAACUGGGCUCCGGCCAUGGAGACUGUCCAGGCCAAACAACCACACCUGUUCUCGGUCAUCACUCCCCUGGACUAUGAGAUUCCAAUGUGGCUGAACCAUUCACGCUGCAAGGUCUCCGUCGCCGAUAUCGGAAAGGCAUGCGCCACCUAUAUAAUGGCCAUGGAUAACCCCAAAAACCCGUAUGUCGUGGAGGUUCACGGUCCACGCGAGUACACGGCGAAGGACGUGCAGGAAGCAUUUCAGGACGUGGCCGGCCAUGCAGUCGAACUCCGACCUAUCGAAAAAGCAGAUUUGCCCGCAUUUUUCGGUCGAUUUCUACCUGAAGCGUCGGUCGGUCCUUUUGUAGAGAUGACCCGGAGUUUCUUGCCGGGAGGAGUUAUUGCUAAAGAGUCUGGUAAUUCUCCAUCCCCGGACCGCAUGUAUCGCGGGCGGACGGAGCUGGUGGAUGCUAUUCGGCGAUUGUUCAGAAAGGGGUAG
Aspergillus niger is the source of this 1107-nucleotide messenger RNA. RefSeq lists its product as uncharacterized. Lineage: Eukaryota; Fungi; Ascomycota; Eurotiomycetes; Eurotiales; Aspergillaceae. The record is from RefSeq and is a predicted model, not a curated record. The coding region runs from base 1 to 1107 and encodes 368 amino acids. The transcript has 4 exons.